GAUGGUUCGCAUGGAACACAAAUCACGUAGCAGUUAUCCCCAUGUUUGGACCAAAAUUGAUGAGAGCGAAAACAAUAAGUUCUAUCAUCAAGAUGAGCUGGAGAACCAGCUAAAGCAGAAACUAAAAAUAGAAGAUGUGCCAGACAGUAAAGACUCACCCCACGCCAUUUCACCGGAAAUGCACAAAAACCUUUUGGAAAUCUGCCGAUGUGGUCGUCCUAGGCGUGGCAUCCAUCUGGGCAAGUGUCUACAGCGAGCCCUCAAUCCGAACAUAGGCGAGAAGGAUAAGCAGUCAGAAGAAACAGAAGCUUUAACUCCAACUAGUAUGCCACGCACUUCAAACUCUAGCAUUGGUUGGAGAACUGCUUCAUAUCGUAAACUAGAACAGUCGAUGCAGUAUGCAUCCCCAACACACUCUAUGCCCGGUCCGCGCAUAACUGCCGCACCAUACAAUACCAUUAUCAUAGGCUAAGCUAUAAUUUCCUACUUUUACUUACUACACUG
Molecule: messenger RNA, 504 nt
Organism: Drosophila grimshawi
Lineage: Eukaryota; Metazoa; Arthropoda; Insecta; Diptera; Drosophilidae
Exons: 3
Coding region: 2-472 (156 amino acids)
Source: RefSeq, a predicted model, not a curated record